Messenger RNA from Didymosphaeria variabile, 2436 nucleotides. RefSeq lists its product as uncharacterized. The transcript is spliced from 5 exons. The record is from RefSeq and is a predicted model, not a curated record. Bases 1 to 2436 code for a protein of 811 amino acids. NCBI's taxonomy places the organism in Eukaryota, Fungi, Ascomycota, Dothideomycetes, Pleosporales, Didymosphaeriaceae.
AUGGGAAUCCAAACGAAAUACGUGCUGCUCGUCGCGCUCGCGGUGCUGGUGCUAUUACCAGCACAGGCGCACGCUUUUGGCGCGGGCAACAUCGCAUCGAUCUCUGCUGUCGAAGGCAAGAACUGGCGCCAUGGAGAUAUCGAGGAUAUGCUCGCUACGGUCGCGUGCUUAAAGGGCCACAAGUGGAAGUCUAUGAUGAUCAAGCGCGUAUACUUUGGCAACUGGCUUCGUGACUACUCGCAGGCUGUAGAUACCGCAACUUUGGCCAAAGUUCAAAGUGACACCAUCCGCGUUCUCGUCUGGAUCCUCUCUUUCAUGUCAUUUGGAUAUGCAACUGGUGAAUUCGAGGUUACCGCCGACCGACUUGGUGUUUACAGGCCGGAAGAGCACAUCGACAACCCGAAAGACUAUGCCGAUAACCAGGAUGCCAGGAAGUUCGACCCUCGUCUGCGUGGACCCGUUACCGAUAUCGAGCUUGCUGUCGACCCAGAAACUGGAAUGAAGAACUAUAUCGCCAACGAAAGAGGUAACUGGGCAACUUCUGCAGGCUACGUCAAGUUCUCCUUCACUCGAGCAAUCCAUUACGGCCGCAUGUAUACACAUGGACCGAACGGCGAGCGCGGAAAUGAAGCGAAUCUUGCAGAAGCACUUCGGUGUCUUGGACAAGGUCUCCAUUGCCUUGAGGACUUCGGUGCUCACACCAACUACACUGAGCUCGUGCUACAAGAAUUAGGCUACUCGAAUGUGUUCGCACAUACUGGAACCCAGACCCAGAUCAAUCUCCGUGGCAAGCAUGUUUACCCACUCGUAACCGGAACGUUUGGAGGUGUUGAUUUCUUCCACUCUGUGCUCGGUGAAGCGACUGACCAUAUCACGCAAUCUGAGGUCGACGAGAUGAACACAACGCUAUCGGACGCCUUGACGAGCAACACCAAGGGCAGCGGAGGCAGCUGCUCGGCCCUGAUUCAUGACCUGGGCAAGGUCCCCGGAACUAGUGGCUUGAUUCAGGAGGCUCAGCAGCUUCAAGCUGCUUCUGACGCGCAAGCUUCCGCCAACUCAGGACACGGAUACCGAAGCGGGGGCUAUGAUGACUACAGUAGCUCUAGAGCUGGCCCUGGCCAACAGCAGUUCGAUGCACCGCCUGGAUCUGUCGGUGGUCCACCAGGACCUAAUAUUCCUGGCACAAACACGGAUCCAGCAACCAUCAUCCCCAAGAUCUACCCAAUCUUGGAGUUCCGGGACAAAGUAGUCAGGAACAUUUCUGCGAUAAUCGAGAAGAUCCCUGGUCUAGAGAAGCUUAUUGAGACGAUCACUGAGCGAGUGACUCUAUUCGUGCUGUCCCUGCUGGCUCCUUUCGUCAUGCCAAUCAUCAAGACUGCCUCAGAGUCCCUCAAGCAAGGUUCCACUACGGUCAUCGACUCUGCAGCUAAGCACCAAUUCGAAGUCUGGACCAACCCUCACUCUUCUGAUCCGACCCACAGCAUGCUCUCGAAAGACCACUUCUCCAAUGUUCUCAAUGCACCAGCCGGUCAGGUCGCGGUGGCGAUACUGCAAUUUGUAGCACCUCGCGUGGUCUACGCCUUCGACCACCCGGAUGUGCCUGUCGAUCAGGUUCUCAACGACUGCAUGCAGGUCUUUCACCACCCUGCCAUCCGCAAUAACAACAUCGAAAUUCACAGAAAUAUGUUCUCGGUCGUUGAGAAGUGGGCUCACAACCACCGCGGCCAGGAUCUCAAUCAUGUGCUAAGCUCAGAGAGCGUCAAAGCAGGCCAUAACCACAGCGGGGGCAACGACCACUCUCACGGUUCUGGCCAUGGCGCCGCAGGCGUCUCCUCGUUCGCGAGCCACAGCCACGGAGGCAGCUCCCACAGCGGCGGACAUCAACAAUCUCACUCCAGCGGCGGCUACGGACAGUCAUCUUCGCAUUCGAGUAGUGGCGGCGGUCUCCUCAGCAGCCUCGCAGGAAACCUACCAGGUGGUUUGGGCAGCAAGCUAAAUCCCGCGCUCAAUAUGUUCAGCGGCAAGCGUGAGGGGCCGGGCGACUUCGACUCCUCCGCGCCGCAGUCCUCGUACGAGCACUCGACACCCUACCAGCCGUCUCCUUCGCCCCAGCCCACGCACGACUGGGGCUCCUUCCAGCCGUAUCAGUCCUCGUAUGCGGGCGGCAACCACGGUGGUGCUCCCGAGUACAAUGCGCCGCACCCUGCAGGGGGUGAGGGAUGGGGCAACCAGGGACAGUAUUACGGUGGGCAUGGGGCAGAGCCGAGUUACACGGUGCCGACGGCGUAUCAGCAGGGGUAUGAGAAUUAUGACCAGAGUCAGCAGGGCGGCUAUGGACAGCAGCAGCAGCAGAGUGGAUACGGAGCAUAUGGGCAGCAGGGACAGAGUGAGGGUAGCGGGAGGCAGUGGGGUGGGGGUGGGAAUAAUCUGUAUUAG